Molecule: messenger RNA, 10124 nt
Organism: Symsagittifera roscoffensis
Lineage: Eukaryota; Metazoa; Xenacoelomorpha; Acoela; Convolutidae
Exons: 5
Coding region: 792-9767 (2991 amino acids)
Biological process (GO): regulation of transcription by RNA polymerase II
Cellular component (GO): nucleus
Molecular function (GO): DNA-binding transcription factor activity, RNA polymerase II-specific; RNA polymerase II transcription regulatory region sequence-specific DNA binding
Source: RefSeq, a predicted model, not a curated record
CUUUUGUAGGAUUUUUUACUGACAAAAACGACUUUUUGAAUUUUUUUAGUUUGAAUUUCAUAGCCAUUCAUAUUUGUAUCACAAGUAGUGCGAAGCUCAGCUUCGCCUCGGUUGUGUGAAACGUUCCUUUGCCACCGAGAUGUUUUUCUAUUCAAGAAAAUUUUCACAAAUAAGCUGGUGUUAUCGUAAUUUUGGAAUUUUCCAUCAAUGUUAUUUAUGAAAAGUUCGAAAAAACGAAAAGCUACUGUUUUCUAGCAACGACCUCUGUAUUCUAACAAGAACCUCUGUUCUAGUAAUGAUGUCUGUUUGAGGCAGGACUUCCAACGACCUAAUCGAUUAGAAGUAGAAACUUUGCACUGUCGACACUAGCAACCCUUUUUCGGGUUUUCAACAUUACAUAGGAUUAUAACUCUGAUGAUGGUUAAUGGUACCUGAUUUACCGUGGAAAAAGCUAAAAAAAAAACAACUAAAACACACCUGAUGACUAAGUGUCUCAAUGGUCAGAACAACAAGUGAUUACUACUUUUCUCUCCUUAAAAACUUCAUUCGGAUAAAAUACAGCUUUUAAGGAAGGAAUCAUGAUCAUUGAAAAGGCAAAAAAAUGGUUUGAGUUGUAAUUUCAGGAUGAACUAUGGGAGUGAUAACAGAAGCUUGUGUAUCUGAAUUACCGUAAUCGAAAUUUGAUUUUCAGACAGUUUGUGGGUAAUGAAAAAUAGGACCAUACAUUUUACCAAUCAAAACUUAAAUGGGCGUAGUUUUAGAAAAAAAUGUGUUAAGACUUUUCAGUAAAAAUGAAACCGGUCGUAAGAAAAAAACUUGCUCCGAUGGAUUUGCCGGAUAGUCUGACGAGUAACGCGGAUGAAUUCAGAGAUUCUGAUAAUUUUUUGGAUCCAAAUCUUGUCAAUGUCAUCCCACUGUCGGUAGUUGGUGCUUCUGGUGUUAAUCGUAGAAAUGAAUAUGACAACAAGUCAUCAAGGGCCUCCAAUGAUUCACCAUCAUUGACUCAGAGUCUGUCCACUACUGAAAGGGACAAGGCUUCGAGGUUCACCAAUCAUGCAGGAGUUCCAAGAAUUGUAAACAAGUCAAUGAAAUGGCAGAAAAACGAUAUCAAAAUUGAGCACAUUGCCCCCAAAAAGUCUGAUCCCAAGCAGUCGAGUGACCGUAAAAAAGAUAAAGCAGAGUUCUCAAUUGAUAAGUCGUCUGAAAGUUUGACAGUGAACGUGAUUAAUGAGCCGGCAGCAUUGUCUUGCUCGUCAAGUCAUACCAGAAGGGUACAGAACAGAUUAAUGCAGCAGUUAGGAAAGAGUCAGGCACCGGGCCAAGAGGAACCAAGAAGGCAGUAUAACGUACAUAACGAGUCCUUCUUUGGACUUGAUGGUCCAGAUGUUGCAGCGGAAGCUGUAAAACAAAGCACAGAUCCAAGGUUUGGUUAUCUCUACAACGGUUUCAAGCCGCCGAAAGGCGUGAAGUUUUCUGGAAGAAAAAAGCAGUUUGGACCGAGAGGAGUAAAGGCCCAAAAAGUUAUGGAAGAGGCGAACGCUUAUGAUAGACCCUCGUUCAGCGGUGCUUCUCAAGGACCGUUAGAUGGCAAGAGUUUGGAGUCUGUCAUCAAAAUUAGACUUGAAAGGUUUCAGAAGCAGAAUCGACCAAGGGCUGAGGAAAUAGAAUAUGAAACGGUUUCGGAAGCAGAAGACGACGAGCAAAUGUCACCGAUGAUGAAAGCCAUGAGCGAUCGUUAUGAAGGUGUUGUGAAAGAGCCGCAUGCGACUUCUGAAAAGAGAAUUAAGAAACUGACUGAGGGAAUGAAAGAGAUUCUGCAAGAAUACGGCAUAGGAAACGAGGACCGUCAGAAGUACUUCGAGGAGUAUGUUGGAAAACUUAUUAAGGAAAAACACUGGAAAGCAAUAAACCCCAAAAGUGCAAUAUGUCAUGCCAUGAUUGCUUCGUCAGAACCCAUAAUGUCCAAAGACUCGCCAAAAAAGCACAUGGAGUAUUUUUGUGAGAGUUUAAACUGUGAGCUGAGUUACCCAAGUGAUAAGUUUCCGUGCUUCGCGUGUUCGAAGAAGUUCACAACAGUCGUCGAUAGAUACGUACACGAAAAGGAAGAUCACGGUUGCGUGAAAAUGACUCAGUUUCAGUGUAACGUGCAGAACUGUCAUCAGAUGUUCAACAAGAACCCAAAUGCUUUAAGAGCCCAUUUCUACAGCAACCAUAUGUGCACGUCUGAUCACGAAGAGUGCACGUUUGGGUGCAAAACCUUAAUCCCAAAAACGCACUCUCGCUCCAUGGCUGAGCACGUAUACUCGGAGCAUGUUUGCCAGGUAUGCAAUGAUGUGUUGAGUUGUUCGCUGAGUGAACAUAUGACAGUUUAUCAUGAUGCCCAGUAUGGAAAGCGUGCUGUAAAUGUGAAAGCAGUGCCGACUAUUCCACUCCAUGCAACCGUUGGACCGCGCAGAGAUGGUAAUAAAUUUGAAUCCAAUGCUUCAGGCCCAGUGAGUCGCAGUAAGAACAGUCGAUCUAAUUUGUAUAACAACGACCUUCCAGUUUCCAGCACACGUAGAGAACCAAUGCCUGAACGAGAGCUAGCGUAUGGUUCAGCUCGCAGUAAUCAUAACGAUGACAGGACUUUGUCAGAGAGAAAUCUUGCGUUCGAUAUGGAUAGUUUUCUGGCUAGGUCGCGAGAUUCUGUAGGAAUAAACAACAACAUUGAAGAUAAUAUCAGAGACCUGUCAAAGGAAAAUAACGAUUUGCAAUCAGAUUUAAGAGUUCGACCAGAGAAAUCAAAGCCAGUUCCUAUUUCUAUCAAUCUGAACACCAGCAAAUCGCUGAUUGAAGACUUAGAUGGCGAGCCGAUAAGCGAUCUUGAGGAUAACACGGUUUUUGAAAGCAGCGAAGACCCAUUUUUCAACCCAUACGAUGAAAGAACAGGAAACGAAAAAUCCGAUCAACGUCAGUUAUAUCCAGAUCACCACUAUGAACAUCGUGAGCAUGAUUUGGAAAAAUUAGAAGGAGCUAUUGAAAAUUUGCACAGAAGUAAGAGGAAAGAACAAAGAGAUGAAGAAAAGCGAAAAGACGAAAGGUCCUCUAAGAAAAAAAAUGAACAUGGUUCCAGAGGAACAUGUGGCUCCGGGUCGCUCAAAACGAGGCGACGAUCCAGGAGUCGUAGUAGUAGUUCACGAAGUGGAAACGACUAUGAUUCGUCCUCGAAACGCUCGCGUAGAAUAUCGCCGAGAAAUCGAUCUAAGUCAAGACGACGUUCGGGUUCCAGAGAUAGAAAACCAUCAAAGUCCCAAAGACGUUCACGGUCAAGAUCGAGAGGUCGAGCUCGAAAACAAAAAUCAAAAAGUCGUAAAAGAUCAUUGAGUAGGUCUUCUCACGGUAAAGAUCAUAGCAAAAGUAGACCAAGAAGUAGAUCGCCGCUUUCCAAGAAUCAUGAAAAGAGGAGCCCAAAGCGCUCCAAGACGAAGAAUGGAUCUCCAGUUUUCGAGAAAUCGAUUGGCAAAACUCAAAAAACACUACAAGUGGAUGGAAGUUAUACAACGCGAACGCUAAAUUUGACCAAAGAUUCUUUCAAUUUAGUGCGUCAAGUGGAAAAUACAAAACCAGCGACUUCUAUAAGUAACUUAAUUAUUGAAAGAGGUGUUUUGGAUGCUUUGCAAAUGUUGAAGACAGAGAAAAUUAAAGAAUGUGAAGUAAAAGAGUCGCGACCAGCUGAGGUUUACACGUGUGGUCAGCAAGCAGAAGACGAACUGAGUGGACUUUUAGAUGCCAUCAAUUUCUCGCCGAUUUCAGAGGCAGCUUCUAUGUCACCAAUAAGUGACACAGAAUUCGUCCAAUCAAAAUCGAUAAGCGAGUUCAAGCUACCGUCGGCUUCUAUAGCUGAGAAAGCGACAUGGACUAGAUGUAAACUAUGCAAAUACUCUUGUCCUCUGAAAGGAGGGUUUCAGUGUAGAGUUUGUGAAAAUCAAUUCAAGGAAACAAAAUUUAUUUUGCUAUCAGAGUUGUUAUUGCAUGUUGAAGCGAAUCAUAGUAGUGUAGUCAAAGUACCUGAAAAGUUGGAUUGCGAUUUCUGCGGAAGUAGUUUUGAGUUGGUUGAGAAUUUUGACCUGCAUUUGAAAGAGAAGCACCUUUGUUCUGAUAAACAUAAACAGUGCGAUGAAGGAUGUAUUGAUCUUCUAACUGAGAAGACGCUAGAAGCGCAUCUGGACUUGGUUCAUGGGUUCUUUUGUAGCUUGUGCCAAUGUACCAUCAAAAAUUUGAAGGCUCUUCAUGACGCUAAUGUCCAUAAUUCAAAAAGUAUUGAACAAACAAAAGAAAUGGAAAUAAAAAUUGAAGCAAAUGAAGAGCCCGAAAAUCGUAGAAUGAAUGAAAAAAGUAAUAAAAAGUCAACUAUUGCGCAGCAUCUAGAUAUAAAUCCUUGUUUACUGGAGUCGAGUUGUCAAGCAAAUAACGGACUUAGGAGCUUGGUAGCACCAGGAUUGGAUAAGUUUCAGACUAACGUUGGGAAAUUUUCCGUAGAUAAUAGCUCAUUUGAAAAUGUGGAGCUAAGUGGCAGGGUUGUCCCGCAUGUUAUUGAGAAAUGUCAAACUUCCAAGAAUACACAAGCUUGUGCGGGAGUGAACAAAACUCAAUAUUGUGACCUACCAAGAACUUCUGUUUCUCAGGCACCAAAUUUAAUGGCAAAUAUUACAGCAUGCUCGGUAGACGACUUAGUCAAAAACACCAAACUUACAGGGAAUGCGGGUGAAUUCAAUGGAGAUUUAACUGUUAGUCGAGAAUUACACGCCAGUUCUUCUCGUCUAGGAGCUGCUGAAGAUGUUUGCAUGUCUGAUGCAACCACUGCCAGCUUAGAGAUGGAGGGAGGGAUACUUUACUCAGCCGAUUCUAGUUAUGAAGACUAUUUUGAAUCAGUGAUGGACUUAGAGCCCCCACGGACGUCGAUCGAACAGGAAACUCAUCAAGAGCAGGCAAUUUCUAGUCCUACAUUUUUCGAGUCGCCUCAAGUAUCAAUGACGCUGGGACCCGCACAGGGAUCCCAAAAGAGCUCUAAUGAGUCUGGCACAACUUCGAUUCCUGAACCCUCUAAAUAUCAAAGUUCAAAUGAAAUUGCAGGUGUAAAUGUUAAAAUUGAGUUCCAACCAAUCAAGACAGAGUGUGACCAACUUUCAGACGAAGAAUCGGAUGAUAGUUAUGUAAAUUCAACCUCAGAUGAUUGUGAAGAUGAAGCUAGCGAAGAGAGCAAAUUGGCGUUAGAACAGUUUCAAUCGAAGCAUUCGUCCAGCACGCCAAUAAAAGCAGAACAUACAAUUGAUUCAUUUUCGGAUAUUAAUUUGUCGACCACGAGUUCUGUUAGUAGUGACGAAGAGGUUCGAUUAUCUCAAAUUAGAGCACUUGGCCUUGAAAGAAAUGAAGUGAAACAAAAUAGGUCUAAUACGGUUCUAUCUUUUGACCGUGUGAUUGCUGCCGAAAUUCGAGGACUCUUGUCUUCCCAAAAAGUAAACACCGAAAUGAGAGAACCAUCAAUUGAGUGUCCGAUAUCUGUUAGACGAAUCGCCGCUGAAGAAAACGAAUUAGGAAAUAGUAUUAACACACGUACCAACGAUGUGAACAAUCCUUUGAUAGGUUUGGAUAAAAACAAGCCAACUGAAUCUGAUUCGCCGACUAUUUUGGAAAAUAAUAACAAUGCGUUUGCUACGAAGUGUGACAGAAAGCCUGAAGGACUUGUUGACAGGGAGAUUAUUGGAAAGGAAUCCGGAAAAUCCAUAGGCAUCGAUAAAGUUCAGCAAAGAGAUGAGAGCUCGGAACUUCCGAUGAAUACAGAAUCUACAGAAGAAGUUGCCCACUCUGACGUAAACCUUGAAUCAAAUGUUAGAAAGAGUAGCAGCGCCAUAAACACAGGAAAAGAGUUAGAAAAGGGUAAGAAAGUAUCAAAAGCUUGGGUAACCUUGAAGGAAAUAACCGCCGUUGCCAAGAAACGAAAGCUAGCCAAAGUUAACAUGGCUAGUCUGACUUCGCCGAAAACGAACAUCAAGAAAAAGAAGAUAGCCGAUUCAAAAAAUUUACUGAAAUUGAAGCCCAAAGAAGCUUUGAAACAAUCCAUUAGGUCAAAAAUGGGGCUUCCUACUAAGGAAUUGGCAAGUAAGGUAACUGAAAAGGUUUCAACUGGCACAGCGAAGGUUAUCAAACCAGCCGAGAAGGUUUGCACUCAGAAAGCGAAAAGAACAUGUGCGAAGUCCAGAAAAGUAGAAGUCGUAAGCUUGCUCGACAGUGAAGAUGAACACGAGCAAGAAGAUGACGAGCAAGUUGUUCAAUCUAUUAAACUGAAGGAAACUUUUAAUCCCCUGAAACCAAUUUUGACCAUCGAUAAUUCAAAUAUAAAGAUAGCUCUUAAUGAAAAUUUACAACUAACUGUUGAUGAUACAGUCACGGACGCAGAGGCGCAAAUUAACGAAAGUCUAAAAAAUACCUUAGAGGAAAAUAACGUGUCGACAAAAAAGCUUUCACCCGACAAAUGUUUUUUAAAUAGCCUUCCGAAAGAAGAUGAAAACAAAACUAUUAGUCAAAACGCUAGUCCAUCGCCGUCUCCGCAGCCUUUGAAACAAGUUAGCUUAGUUGAAAAAGAAUGUGAUUCAAGUUUGAAUAGAGAACCAGCUGGAUUCGCUACCAGACUAGUUAAAGCUCCAAAUAGACAUGAUGGUCCGUCUAUGAUUAAGAAAAAGACAAUCGAAGUCGUCGAUCUAAUUGAAGAUGAUCCAAUCAGUAUAAAGGAGGAAAACACUAAUGACAAUUCAGUCUCAAAUAGUUUGAACACGACUCCACUUGCGAGGCAAAGAAGUUCGGCAGACGCUAUCGCGACUAACACGAAUCUGUCACCGGGUGGAAAAACCUUACUUGAGAAGUACAAGUAUUUAUACUUGAGUCACCCAGGAAGAGAAGAUUUUUCUAGUCGAUCUAAUUUUGUGAAGUUAUUUCUAGUGACAAAUAGAUCUGUUUUUGGAGAUAAACAGUACAUAGAUGGUGCUAAAGAGUGCGUAGUUAGAAGUAACCGAGACAGUUUGAUCAAAAAAGGUUACGUGCACUGCACCAAGUGCCCAUUGACAUACCAUCCUAUGCCGAUGAUCUGCAAGUCAUGCUCAAUUAGUACUGUGGAUUACAAAGCUAUGGAACACCACAUGAGGACCAUACAUAAAGCAGCACUAGAUACUGUAGUCGGACAAUCCAUUCCAGAAUGCCCCAUCUGUGAUAAGUUAUGUCCCUCUUACGAAGAGUUUUUCGAGCAUAAGGCUUCUCAUUAUUGUUCUGAGCACAUUGAGUGUAGUUUCGGCUGCAGCGAGUUAAUAGUUGGUAAUGUUAACGAGCUGAAAGAGCACUUGAAUUCAAAACAUACGAUGUCCAUUCCAAAUUUAGAUGACUUGUUUUUGGGUAGGCUAUCUAGCGAUGCUUCCAAACGCCUGGAACUUCUGACUAAAUCAGAUCCACGAAAGUUUCUAGUUUGCAUCGACUGUGGAAAAAUGGCCAUAAAUAGAAAUAACCAAAAGUACAAGUGUGAGAGGUGUUUACCUGGUAAAGAGCCGAGGAUUUAUGUCCAGGAUGAGUUUCUGUUACAUUUGCAAAUGUCCCACGCAAAGAAGGCAACCGGAGAUUUUCGAUGCUACGCAUGUCCUACUCAAGAAGAUUCCUAUACUGAUGAUUUGGAAGGCCUGCGAAAUCACAGGUAUAUUUCCCAUGGAAUUUGUCAUAGACACGUGAGGUGUCUUGAGCCAAAAUGCGAGGUGCUUAUGUCAGCCGAUAGCCUGAAAACCCAUCUGCAAAAUGACUGCUUCUACUUCAAGCCCAACCAGAUUAUGAGCGAACAGCCAUACGAGCAUUUAGAACAUCAAAUUGUGAAGUAUUGUUCAAGUUGUAGUCUAGGUUUGGUUGUUUCGGACACGUAUAAGUGUAAGUACUGCGACGCUAUCUUCCCCGAUGAGCGGGAGUUCUACGCACACAUGAUGUAUGAUCACAAUUUGCCAGUCACUAUUCCGCAAAGUGUAAACUACUCUUGCACGGAAUGUCCGCAACACUUGAGCGAAGAAAGUGUAUCUGGAGGUCGCUGGCGCCAACACCGGCUGAAAAAUCACCAAAUUUGUAAGAUGCACAUUAUGUGUCCCAACUUGCAGUGCCAGAUGCUGUUUCCGAAUGUGAACGAAAGAGAAAAACACCUGAGCGGCAGUUCUGAUUGCGUGGAUAUCAAGUGUUUGGAAUCAAUGGAAAAUCUAGGUGCUAAACAGUGUGUAGAUUGUUCUCAAGUUAAAACAGAAACCAAAAUUUACAGCUGUCAGCUCUGCAAAAAUCAUCUUCCUAAGAAAAAUCGUUCGAUUCUUGUGGACAACAUGGAGUUCAUGAUCCAUCUAGGAUCUAAGCACAACAAAAAGUUCUACGCUCCAUUCAAUUGCAGAGUUUGCAACUACUCGUUUAAAGACUCCAAACUGUUCUACAAACAUUGUUGUGAUUUUCACUCAUACUGUAAAAUUCAUCAGUUUUGCGAGUUCGGAGCCCGAACUUGCUCAUACAUGUUUUCGGCAAUGAAGACACGUGACCAAAAACACGACUGUAUCAAGUCGGUUUCCGAGGAUGUUUUGGCGUUUACGAAUGUCGAGGGAAAACUCAAAUGCGAGGACUGUGAUUUCAGUAUUUCUAAGGUUUCGACGUUCGCAUGUAGAUUUGAAGACUGUUCGAAGAGUUUCGUCAAUGCUUACGAAGAAGCAGCGCACAGAAUAAACGAUCACAAGAUUCUAGUGCCGACAACCUUUUUCUGCAAUGAGUGUCCCAACAAUGAAUUCCGAUCGGUAGCUAAUCUUUUGGUUCAGCAUUACAAACUGAAGCAUAAAAGAUGCAAGUUCCAUACUGUAUGCCCCCUAGAAAACUGUGAUAGCCUAUACAACGCUGAAAAGGAUAUAUCUCAUCACUUGAAAGUUUGUAAAGGAAAAAUCCCAACUCGUGAAGCUUCGAACGUCGAAGUGUCUUCAAAAAACAUGAAGAAAUCCAUUGGAUUUGCCAACGAAGAACAAUCGUCGAAUCAGCAUACAACAGCUUCUAGGGAGGUUGUCGCGGUUUCGGAUAGUUCAAAUGUAACUAUUAAAAUAGCUGUAAAUAAUGCCACUAAUUUAGUCACAGGAAGCAACAGAACCUUAGCAGCUCCUGUGUCUCGACUUGUAGCUCUGAAAGAAAAUGACCAGCAACCGGGUCCAAGUAAGAGUUCACUUCAGAAAAGUUCACCAAAGAAAGCAGAAAAUCGGAAGCAAGAGUCAAAUUGGAAUUGGGGCAAAAAUAACAAUAAAAACAAGAAAAAUAACAAUAAAAACAACAAAAUAUCCCCAGGUUUUAAAGCCAAACCAAAGAGUAAGGUAGGAGACAGCCCCAAACGUCCACUGAAACACGUUCAGAUAAAUCUGGGUCUCCGAAAUUUGUUCAAGUGCUCAUCAUGCCCGAAAAGUGUCUGGACUCGAGAUUUGUUCAGAUGUGACUCUUGCUCUCCGGGCACAAGCGGACAGUCGAAUUUGUUCGCAACCCGGGAUGAGUACAAUCUACACCUGGUGCUGACUCAUCGUGAACACAUUCCGGGCGACUACAGUUGCCCGGUCUGUGACUGGACUUUUCCGGACAACGGAGCCAAGCUGGUGGAUCACGUGAGCGACAGACAUUCCUUCUGCAUGCGUCACUUCCUCUGUGCCGAGUGCUGUCUUCUGCUUCCCAAAGAAGAAAUGCUGAACAACCACCAGCACUGAAAAAUAGAGAUUAUUCAAGAAGUGUCCAAUUAUAAAAACAAUGUUUAUUUCAGAAACAACUAACCAUUAGUUUGAUGUAACAGACGAAAAAAAAGAUUACGGAAAAAUCGCAUAGUCUAUAGUUGAUACUUUUGACAACGGAGGAGAGCUAAUUGUCUGGAAUCUACAUUAAAUUAUAAUUGUGCAUGUGUUAUUUCGUGAGAAACUUCAAUUGAAAUUGAACUUGAUAAUCAGUUUGUUUCUUUGCCCAGCAAAACUUUCGCUCUACAUUCCAUUAAAAACGAUAACAAAUAUAUUAUUCAGAAUAGUUUUAAUUUGAAAUUGCUUCUUUUGUGUUUUGAUUUGGCUAGCUCUCGU